CCCGCGGCUGCCCACUUCCGGCGCGCAGCUUUUCCGGGCAGGGGCUGCCUGGCUGGAGCUCGACCGACUGCCCAGCCGCCAUGGGGUCCGGCGGGGCUCGCGCGCCAACGCCGCGCUGGGGACGGCUCCUCGGCGGCGCCGCGCUGCUGCUGCUGCCGCUGCUCCUGUCGGCCGCCGCGGAGCAGACGUCGCCCGGGACGGCUUGUUCUCAGAACACAAACAGAACCUGUGAAGAGUGUCUGAAAAAUGUCUCUUGUCUUUGGUGCAACACGGAUAACGCGUGCCUCGAUUACCCAGUGACAAAAAUCUUGCCUCCUGCUUCUCUGUGUAAGCUGAGCUCUGCACGCUGGGGCGUGUGCUGGGUGAAUUUCGAGGCGCUGAUUAUCACCAUGUCGGUGAUCGGGGGCAUCCUUCUCCUGGCGAUUGUCACCUGCUGCUGCUGCUGCUGCUGCAGAAGGAAGAAGAGGAACCGUAAGCCGGACAGAAGCGAGGAGAAGGCCAUGAGGGAACAAGAAGAGAGGAGGGUGCGGCAGGAAGAGAGGAGAGCAGAGAUGAAGUCAAGACAUGAUGAAAUCAGGAAAAAAUACGGUCUGUUUAAAGAAGAAAACCCAUAUGCCCGAUUUGAGAACAACUAAAGCGCACUCCUGUCUCGCAAGCAGCCCAAGGCCGCCUGCUCCUGACCCUGACGUGAGCUGGAGGGGCCGCCCCGGGGGCAGGCCUGCCUUGUCCUGUGAGCCUCUGUCCCCUUCUCUUUCUCUGUGUCUCCUCACUUGAGAUGUUAAGCCUGUGGAGGUUGGCUUUUUGUUUUUACUGUGACUUCCCGGAGGAAACUGCACGUUCCACUGGUCUGUGAGGAGCUGUCGCCACACAGCCCACACCCAGCCACUCGUCCUGCAUCCUCCUCUGUGCUCCUCCAUCCCGAGGAUCUCCUCCUGUCCCCACCCUCAGCUUCCCAUGGUGAAGCCAGCCCCUCCUCAUUCCCCAAAACCCACAGGUGGGCAUCUCCGGGUGUCAGGUCAGGCGGCUUUGUGCGUCCAGGGCACAGUGUCAGCGGCCUUAGUUACAGGCUCAGCUGCUGUGAAGAGCAUAGAUGAGGAAACUCACCUGAAACUCUUUUUUAAAAUAAUGAUUGAAUUUUAUUCCCCCCACCUAAAAGAUUUCACCAAAAAGCUUUACUGUCAAAGUCAGACCAUUUAUUGAGUGAUUUUUAAAUUUGUAUCUUUACUAGAACAUGAAGACUGUUUUCCAGUGAGACCCUGAAUUGUAAAUGCAGUUCUGAAACAACCCCCCCAAGGCGGUUGGUCCCUCCUGUGCCCCCGUGACCCUGUCAGCCCGUGUGCAGUCACCUGUCCUCUGAGGCGCCCUCCUGGGUCUCGGAGCGUUUCCCUUCCAGCAGGCGGUGCCCUGGCCCCGUGCUCUGGGCAGCCCCUCUGGGGGGCUCUGUGCACCAGGUGGGGGGGUCCGCAUACAGUGCCACUGCUGACUGUCCUGCUUGUAAGACGACCCCGCUCUGAGCUGCGCCCCUUUGACCUGUGUGUCAUCAGACUGUCCUUCAGAGGUGGCUUCUCUGAAGGUCAUCAUUGAUGGCCUCCGGGGGCCCUGUGGCACCACAUAGUGGCUCCAUUUCUUUCCCAUCAAGAGGCGUGGCUUCAGUAGACAGACUAGCACAGGGCAGGGCAGCAGCAGAGGAGGAAGGAACGGAGCAGCCUGAGUAAAUGUGGAGUAGUCCCCAGGCCAGAUGGCUUUGAAUCGGGUAAACAUUGGGCUUCGGGAAAGCAGGUCAGCGGCCACAUAGCAGAAGCCGUGUGUCCGUGUUCACACUCCUGCUCUCCACGCAUCAGAUAAAGUCACGUGCAGGUCCGUGCGCUCGAGAUACCAGCAAACAGCGUGAGGAGCCUAUAACUGCAGAGGUCUGUGCUGUGACUUAACAUUUCCACACACACUAAGAAACUAACCUUUAAAAAGUCUUUAGUCUUAUUUUUCUGACUUCUUGGGCAUUUGACAGCAAUUUAAAGUAUUGUGAAACAUUCCUAAGUUUUAUAGCAGCCUGCGAAUUUUCACUUUCUGCUGUUUAUUCAUAGAAGAAACUUUGUAACAAUAGAUUUUAAUGAACUUGGUGUUGGUGCAGUGGUUGCAGUAUGUGAAUCGCUCAGAGUGGGCUGAGAGCAGAGCUGGGGGCGUUCAGUAGAGUGUGUAACCCUGUGGUGAGCGUAGAGCCCGCCGGCCCGUGGGGAGGCCAGCCUGGUCCACGUGCUCUUCUCGGAUACGAGUACUGACAGCAGCCCACACCUGCAGCCUCAAGGAAACCGGAAGUUUGGAGUGCCUUAAUUUUUAACCACUUUCCAUUAAAUGGUUUAAUACAUGCUUUUGCUGAAUAUA
Rhinolophus ferrumequinum (greater horseshoe bat) is the source of this 2379-nucleotide messenger RNA. RefSeq names its product PTTG1 interacting protein (gene PTTG1IP). Gene Ontology annotation, biological process: protein import into nucleus. Gene Ontology annotation, cellular component: nucleus; cytoplasm. Lineage: Eukaryota; Metazoa; Chordata; Mammalia; Chiroptera; Rhinolophidae. The record is from RefSeq and is a predicted model, not a curated record. The transcript has 6 exons. Bases 81 to 635 code for a protein of 184 amino acids.